Molecule: messenger RNA, 1086 nt
Organism: Verticillium nonalfalfae
Lineage: Eukaryota; Fungi; Ascomycota; Sordariomycetes; Glomerellales; Plectosphaerellaceae
Exons: 7
Coding region: 1-1086 (361 amino acids)
Molecular function (GO): methyltransferase activity
Source: RefSeq, a predicted model, not a curated record
AUGGCCGACAGCCCGACCUCACAAGCUGCGGAAAUAGCAGCGCCAGCAUCAACACAAGCGGAGCCAGUGCACGAGGUGGUAAUUGUGCCCGAUGUGCGACAUGGACCUAACGAUGAUGGCGAUGCCGACUCGACAUACGAAGUGCCCCCGGAGUCGACCGCUUCCUUGCGAUCGAGCAUCCUCGAGUUCCAAACAGAAAAUGGAAGAACUUACCAUUCACUGAGCGCAGGAAAAUACGUGCUACCAAAUGACGAGCAAGAAAGCGAACGUCUUGAUAUAGUCCAUAAUCUCAACUUCCUUACUUACGACUAUCGCCUCGCGUUGUGUCCCAAGAACAAUGGCGCAAAACGUGUUCUCGACAUGGGCACUGGCACAGGCGUCUGGGCUGUCGACUACGCUGAUGCGCAUCCCGAGGCCGAAGUCAUUGGGGUGGACCUGAGUCCUAUCCAACCUAACUUCGUACCACCCAAUGUUCGAUUCGAAAUUGACGAUCUAGAAAAGGAGUGGACUUGGGCUCACAAGUUCGAUUUCAUUUUCUGCCGCUCGCUGUCCGGCAGUUUUCCCGACUGGGAGCCCGUCCUUCAGAAGGUUUACGAUCAACUUGAACCUGGUGGUUACUUCGAGAUUCAGGACGGAGCGUUCCCCGUUGGAACUGACGACAACACGAUACCCAGAGACUCGGCACUCCUUCGCUGGUGCAAUCUCCUCGUUGAGGCCAGUGGCAAUUUAGGGCGUCCCGUUGACCAGGUCUACAAUUACAGCACCAUCAUGCGAAAGGUAGGCUUUGUUGAUUGCGUCGACCGCGACUUCAAGUGGCCCACGAAUACUUGGCCAAAGAACAAGCGCUUCAAGGAAAUGGGCAUGUGGUCAUUGGCUGCCCUUGACGCCGGUUUGGAAGGCCUGUCCAUGGCGCUAUUGACAAGAGGCCUGAACUGGACUAUGGAGGAAACCUUAGCUUUCUGUGUCAAUGUACGCAGGGAGAUGCGCGAUCCCAGAAUACAUGCCUACUGGCCCGUCCACGUGGCAUAUGGUCGGAAACCAGAAACUGUCCCAGCGGCGGCAACGGCUGAAGCUACAUCGAUCUGA